UUUUUGUUUUGUUGCUUUUUUUUUUUUUUUUUUUUUUUCCCCUUUGUGUGUGAUCGAUCGGAGAAUCAAUCUGCGCCGCGGUAGAUAUGGCGGACGCGCAAUGGGCGGCGUCUUCUUCUUCUUCCGGCGGAGGUCGGCGGAAUGUCUCCCGCCCAAGCCGCGUCUCUCCAGGGGUGUUUGGCAACGCUGGCGGAGGGGCAAACAACACGGGCAACGCCUCGGCGCGCGGCGGAAGGGUCGCCGCUCACGGCAACGGCUUUUUGUCGUUUAUGGGAUUAUUCGAUUGCUUGAUGAUGUGCUUGCCGUCGAAGUGGGCGGCAAGAUGGAUCCAGCGUCGCUACUGGUCGUACAUGUCCGAUUCCGAGCUGGAUUUCGAAGAGUACGGCGAGAAGCCGGCGUGGGUCACGGGCUCCGCUCGGCGGGAGAUUGAAAUUGGACCGCGGACGGACUUCCGCCCGCCGUGCGCUGGCGGGAAACUUCUGUGCGGCGCGUACAAACUGGUUCUGGACCUUAGCGACAUCGUGGACUGGGCGGCACUCCUGCUGUUCGUAGCCCUUCUUGCCGCCUUCGCCUCCUCUUUCAUCGGCCACUCCCAGGCGCUCUUCUGGUUGUCGUGGAUCGCCUUCGCGCAGAGUGUGAUGUCCCUCCUCUCCUCCUACGCUAGGCGUACGCGCACCGGCGCCGAUCGCGGCGCAGAGGUUCCCUGCUCUUAUUGGCUGUCCAAUCCCCCAAGGGAAGCCAUAUCUGUGCCGCUCGGUAGUCGACUUCCCAUGUCCAUCGUCGAAGACGGCUGGGAGCUCCUUCAGAACCUGUUCAAGGGAGCGGUAGGUGCCGCUCUCUUGCUUCUCGUCGACGAUCAGCUUCCUCUCUCCUCCUCCUCCUCCUCCUCCUCCAUAUCCUCGUCAGGUGGUGGUGGUCAUGACAUCGCCAUCGCUCGGCAGAGAGCGAAAGAAGGGCUGUACGCCGGCGGCAUUCUUCUCGUACUCCAGUUCGCCAUAGCACUGCUGAGGUUCCUGAUGCACUUCGUAAAGGAACGGGAUCCCGGGCUGAAGGCGUGGAUGUCGCACUUUGUGCGACACCCGCGCCUGGCAGGCGCGAUGGCGCACGACAGCGAGUUGUGCGGCCUUCCCGCGCACUGGUUCAUGAGCGUAGGAGACGUCAAGCUCUCCUUGGCGUGGGCGCUCAGCAAGAUCCAUCAAUGGAAGCUGAGGCGGCACAAGUUCCGCGUCUUUUCCUACCGCGUGAGCGGGGCGGAGGCGGACCUCGGCGCGGCGACGGAGGUGUCGGACACCGUCGUGCAGAGGUACCUGGCGAUGUCGCUCAAGGCGCUCGAGCGCGCAUCCACCUACCCGAAGGGACGGGAAGAGAUCCUCCAGAACAACGGAUUUGAACUGGUGCUGUUCGCGCUGAAGCCGGGGGGGGACCCGCACGUGCGGGGCAUGGCGGCCAAGGUCGUGGAGUCCUUCUUCCUCAGCUUGGCGCGCAAUGCAUUCGCCGACGGCAAGGUCAACGCCGGCGGCGGCGACGAAGACUUCCGCCGCCAUGUCCGCCACCAUCGCCGCCGCCGCAAUCUCCGUACGAUCACGAUGAUCUCCGGCGGAUCGGCCGAUCCCCUUGUCGUAGCUCCGUCAUCGUCUUCAUCCUGGAGACUGCCAUGGAACCAAUCUAUGGACGACAUCACGUCGAAGGUGAUGGGGAGACGGCGGAAGAGCGCGGGCGCUGGGGGUGUGUGGGCGGGGGGAGGAAGCCAGCAGGAAAAUGACGAGAUGGAGAACCUGUCGGCUUCGUAUAUUCGGGCAGCCACGAUGUACCUAGUCGAGAUCAUACAGUCGCAACAGACGACGGCGGAGCAGAAGGAAGUGGCGGCGAAAGCACUCCUCUCCGUCGUGAUGGCGGCAAACACUAGCGUAACGUUUGCAUACGGCACGGCGCCCAGGCACCGCGUCUUGAGCACUCUUCCGCGAUGGAUGAGGACAACUCCAUCGGACGAUCCAGAUCAGUUCCCGGCAUUCUCGUCUUCUUCGUCUUCUGCUGGUGGUGGUGGUGGUGGUGGUGGUGGUGGUUGGUAUCCGUCCAUGGUUACGUCCAGGGGGAUGACGUCAACGCCAUCGGCGCAGGAGCGGGGAGGUGCAAUGGGAGAGGAGGAAGGGGGACAAAGAGGACACGUACAGCACCAGCAGCUGCAACAGGCUCAGCUGUCGUCGUCGCAGUCAAAUGCGGUUCGUGGCGGAGGGGAGGACGGCGACCAGCAGCAGCAGCAGCAGCAGCAGCAGUCACCGCCCAUGCGACGUCGGUCGUCAUUCCUAGAUCGCUUGCGGUCAGCGUCGACGGUUGACCGCAAUCCGACGACGAGCGCAGAGGCUGCUUCCGCUGCUGCAGGCGCCGUUGGUAGCGCGCAAAUGCUAGAUGCGGGUCCUCCUAUGCCCCGCACGGGAGGCGCAGCUAUGCCUGGCAACGGCGCCGCUGUGGCGGCGGGGAAUGGGAUCUCGGCGGGAGUGAUUGUUGCAUCGAGGCCUGGUGAAGGAGGAAGAGGAGGAAGAGGAGGAGGAGGAGGAGGAGGAGGGGAGGCAGCUGCUGCUGCCACCGCUGCUGGUUCAUCGAGUGCUGCAGUCUCGACGGCAGCAGCCGAAGCAGCGCGCCGUUGGCGCGCAGCAGCCAUUCCCUCGACGUCCGCCCCAGUGGCAAAUGACAGCGCCGCCGCGGGCACCGGCGCCGGGGUUGGGGGGCGAUCUCAAUCCCCUUCCCCUCCUCCGCGGCCGACAGGUCUGGGCCCGAGACGCCCUUCUCUCACGGAACGCGUAGAGGCUGUAUUAGGCUCAGUCCUGGACAAUCUGAAACUCCCCGCCAUCUCCUCAUCAUCAGCAGCAGGGCCGACCGGCGGAUCCCUCGGUCCUGCCGAGAGUUAUCACACCAUUCAGUCUCGCCGAGCCUACAAGGAGACGUGGCCAUGGCUGACGAUCGUCUGCGCGGCGACGGAGGAGAUCUUCGCCGGACCCGGCGAUCCGCGCGAUGACAACCAGUCGCGCAACAGCAAGAAGGAAAUCUUGCGCCAAGGCUACCGAAUCUCGAGUCUCCAGGCGCUGAUGAGCGCCUCCGAGCUGGAAAGCAACACCGUGGAGUCUCGCGUGCUAGCUCUGAGCAUCCUGAACGAGUUCUGCGCCGACGAGAUCUGUCGGGAUCUCUUCCUUCGCAAGCUCCGCGGCCUGGACAUGAUGGUCAGACUCACCGAUCCUCUCCCCGACAGCAUCUUCCGCGUCAAUCGGAUGGUGGACAACUUUAGCUACGAGAGGGAGAUCAAUGCCUUGCGACUCAAGGUGGUCCCCCUGCGCGUCCGCCUAGCGAUGGUCUUCCUGUGCCUCAAUGCAGACGAGGAGGACUACAGAGUGAUCACGCGCAACGCCAUGGACAGCUUGGAGAGGUUCGCCUUCAUCAAGCUGGUUCUUUCUCAAGACUUCCUCCGCUCGAUCCCCUCCUCCGGCAUGCUCUUCAUAGUGAUAGACGCUCUGCACGACGCCACGAUGAGAGCGCGUCGUCUGCCCCGCUUCUUCACCAGCUGCUUCUUUCAAUGGCAGUCUAGUCCGAUCUACGACCUCCUGCUGCAGCUGCAGGCGCUGACUGAGCACAUGAACUUCACUCGCAUCUUGCACAAGCUCGUGCAGACGUUCGAGGCGGACUUCCACCGAGGAUUUCGACUCAGCUUGUCCGAGCAGCACAAGCGGGAAAGGAAGUACCGCGAGGAACUGGCCAUGUAUCAGCUAGCGUGGGGGAGACUGUCCAUAGCCCGGCGCAAAAUGAUUCGGCAGAUUCUAUGGUUCGCCUCCAACUUCCCGCACUUCUUCUCCAGAGAGGCCAACCUCGAUCUCAUCUUCCGGUUCUCCGAGCUGGAGCCUGCCGGCGCGGAAUUCGGCGCCGCCGCCGGCGCGGCGACGGCGGAGUUUGUAUCCGCGCGUCAGCAACAGCAGCAGCAGCAGCAGCAGCAGCAGUAUCGAAGAGGAGGAGGAGAGGGAGGGGGAGGGGGAGGGGGAGGGGGGGGGGCGGCAAUGGGAGCUGCGUCGGGAGAUCCGGAUGCAUCGUUCAUCCAACGGUAUCUGAACGACAGCUUCAAUCUGUGGAAAGAGGAUCUGAUCGAGGGGCGACAGCAUUACCGAGGGGACGUGCAGCAGAUGCAAGAGAUGGCGGGCAAUUUGUGGACAGCAUGGAGGAAGCUCUACUCCUUGCAGUCCCACACGCCGACCACGUGGGAAGACUACCUGAACGAGCCGUUGGUAUCGGGACCGGCGAUAUUCUUGGCAUCGUCCGACGAGACCGACAGAACUCGCGCGUCCUCGAUCAUCCAUUGUCUGUACAUUCUCAUCGACACGUUGGUCCUGGCGCUAGUAGAUAUGGAGGCGGCGGAUUCGCUGGCCACCAUACCUGCAGUGAGAGGGUCGUGGGGGAGAGGGGCGACAUGGGCGGGAGGAGGAGGAGGAGGAGAAAGCGACGCAGAUGCUAGAGAGGGGGGUGCGAUCAAAAUAGGAGGAGGAGGUGGGGGUUCGGCGUACUCUCGCAGUGGAAGGGAUGGAGGAUGGGGUUGGUCCUUCAUGAUGGACGUCGCCGAAGACGGCAAGCUGGCAAAUGCGCUCCUGCUGAACGAGAGGCGGGAGGACUAUGUUCGCGGCGCCAGCGCAAGGAAAGACGUGCAGCGAAAGGCAGCCACCACACUUGUCAAGCUUUGUCAUAUUCAUGACCACCUCCGCACACGUGUCGCCUUGAGUUAUAACCUCCGCUCCAAUCUUGAGGCUCUCAGGGGCCUCAACCUCUCAGAGACGGACGAGCUCACGCAGAUCGUCCUCACCACAAAACCUGCAAACUAGUUAACUACCAGUAAGUAUACUACCUACAAAAAAAAAAGAAAAAAAGAAAAAAAAGAAAAGUAUAGUACAUGGAUGGAUGCGAUAGAUGAAUGCCAUUGAUGGAUGGGUUGGAUGGAUGAGGUGCAUGGAUAAGCUCUGAGCGAACGAGAUGGAUGAAUGGAGGAGAUUGAUUGGUAAUGGAAUCUUGAAAGUACAUGGAUGGAUGGAUGGAUGGAUGGAUGGAUGCAUCUAUUUAUGCAAACACUGCAGCUUGCAUUCAAGCGAAUGCAGAAAGUUCCUUUGUUGAUGGGAAAGGUGAAGGUGGAUCACAAGAGAGAGAGAGAGAGAGAGAGAGAGAGAGAGAGAGAGAGAGAGAGAGAGAGAGAGAGAGGUUGAGGAGGAGGAGAAGUUGGGAGAAGGGGGAAGGGAAGGAGGAGGAAGAGACGAGCAGAGAGUUACGCUGUCGCUCGGUAGUGGAAUACGUGGGAGAAACGGUCAUCUCAGGUCCACCUACACGGAGAUCGACGUGGUAAUGAAUCUCUAUUAAUAGC
Molecule: messenger RNA, 5383 nt
Organism: Chara braunii
Lineage: Eukaryota; Viridiplantae; Streptophyta; Charophyceae; Charales; Characeae
Source: the annotation of a GenBank genome assembly